AAUCAAUGGAAAUAUUUUAAAGUACUUCUCUUUAAUCACUUUUGUAUCCAGCUUCUUUGAUUUGUGGAACCUAUUAUUUUACAGAGUAUUUCAAUAUUCCUUAUGAUUGGGAAACAAUGCCACGAUGGUACAUGCUUUUGGCAAGAUGCUUUGGCUGUGCAGUGAUUGCGGAUACCUGGCACUAUUUCCUGCAUAGGCUCUUAAACCACAAAAGAAUACAUAAGCAUAUUCAUAAAAUUUGUCAUGAGUUUCAGGCUCCAUUUGGAAUGGAAGCUGAAUGUGCACAUCCUCUGGAAACCCUAAUUCUUGGAACUGGAUAUAUCAUUGGAAUCAUGCUUUUAUGUGAUCCUGUUAUUCUCCUUUGGGCCUGGGUGACCGUUCAUUUGACAGAAACUGUUGAUGUCCAUAGUGGUUACGACAUUCCUCUCAACCCUUUAAAUCUCAUUCCUUUCUAUGCUGGUUCUCAGCAUCACGAUUUCCACCACGUGAACUUCAUUGGAAACUAUGCUUCGACAUUUACAUGGUGGGAUAGACUUUUUGGAACAGACUCUCAAUUUAUUGCCUACAAUGAGAAGGUGAAGAAGGUUGAGAAAAAGACUGAAUAA
Molecule: messenger RNA, 605 nt
Organism: Eubalaena glacialis (North Atlantic right whale)
Lineage: Eukaryota; Metazoa; Chordata; Mammalia; Artiodactyla; Balaenidae
Product: methylsterol monooxygenase 1-like
Exons: 1
Coding region: 117-605 (162 amino acids)
Biological process (GO): sterol biosynthetic process
Molecular function (GO): iron ion binding; C-4 methylsterol oxidase activity
Source: RefSeq, a predicted model, not a curated record